Molecule: messenger RNA, 2996 nt
Organism: Formica exsecta
Lineage: Eukaryota; Metazoa; Arthropoda; Insecta; Hymenoptera; Formicidae
Product: MIF4G domain-containing protein
Exons: 10
Coding region: 649-1944 (431 amino acids)
Biological process (GO): regulation of translational initiation
Cellular component (GO): cytosol
Molecular function (GO): translation activator activity; RNA binding; protein binding
Source: RefSeq, a predicted model, not a curated record
AGACAUAUGUUACAUGUGCAUGCCGUAUUUCCAGUCAUUGGCGUGACAGCAUCGGCACCGAGUGACCGUCGCGACUCGCAUCGAGGGACUUUUUAAAAAUCUCGAUCCAACUUUAUGAUUUACAACGGUUUUUGACGGACUUUUAAUCCCGGAAGAUAUUGUUUAUACCAGUGCCACUCGACGCGUAGUUUCGAACGCAAAAUGAAUCAUCGUGAUAAUUAUCGAGAAACGAUGUAACGCGACGAUUCAAGAGUGACGCGGUUCGAUUGCGGUUGGCCAAAUGAUCGAUCAACCGGAUCGAGCGUAGAUCGCAAUGCAUCGCGUUCAAGUUUGAAAUAUUUACAUCGCAAGACUGGUGUAAAAGUAAUAUUCCAUCCACUACUGGAGUAACAUUCCAAUUAUGAAUAAUUCGUCAAAACGACCGGCAAAAACGUCACAAAAGAUUCAGCAAAAUCACAAGAGAACAAACGAGAGACAAUAGUACUGUGAAAUAAAUACAGCGAGGGAUCAGUCGGCGAACAAAAUUUCUUGUUGACAACUAAGAUUUUGAAAUUUGGUCGUAUACAUAAUGGAAAAAAAAUAAUAAUGCUUGACACGUCGCUGGAUCGACUCUCAUCCGGUGUUUGAUGACAAAUACAUAGAGCGAGAAUGGUACGAGCAACUCGCACGUCGAAGAUGAGGGAUGCGGUUCCGCAAAAAGGAAGUACUAACGUAGCUACUCCCAAGUCCAAACCGUCCCUAGAAAUAUAUCGACCCCCAGGUGGGAGAGCGGAAGGAACCACGGCAAACGUCACUAAUCUCCGUUUAAACGUGCAUGCCAAGGAAUUCACUAUGAAGCAGAACGAUUCACAUUUCUCUAAGUCUCGAAUUAACGCAUCCGAGCGCUCCACGUAUUACCUACAGCACAGCAAGUCGAGUGGUAAUGUUCACCGAUACCUCUAUGCCCAGCAACAGCUGCAGCAUCCUCUGCAGCAACAACAUCAACUCUCACCUCGUCAUUCUCAGAGUAGCCAUCACUCGACAACGAAUUCCACAUUACGUCAGUCUCAUUCUUUGGACACGUCCGCGUCCAGCGGAAACAUUUUACAUGCUGUAAAUAGAGUACACUUCAACAUAGAUCAAAAUGAAGUCAAGACGAAUUCCGCAAAACCAGGCAAGCUUACUAAAUCGCACACCUUUGUGUCCACCUAUGGUCUGAAGCGUCCCAAGAGCUUGAAUUCGGACAUACUAGCUGUCAAGGCAUUCAACAUCGCGGAUGCUUCCGAACUCGGAAAGUUUCCUUUGCCCGUUCAAGAUAUACUCCUGCGAGCGAUAGAAGAUCCAAAUCUUCUAAACGCGAGAACAUUGAUGGAAUUAGUACGGCAUAUUCUGGAAAGAGUAGUGGGAAGUCGCAAAUAUGCCGAACCAGCAGCUAAAGUUUGCAUCACAAUUAUAGAGAAAGAAACGAAGGAAACUUUUUUGGAAUCCUUGCUAAAUAUGUGUCAGCAGUGGUAUCAGGAUCGCGCUAGAUUACUAUACGACAAUACGACCUGUUAUCGAUACUCGGCCUUUAUGACGUUUCUCAACGAGAUGUAUUGCCAGCUAAAGCGGCGGCAGCUACAGCUGAAGACGCAACAGGAGGGCGUUCCUCCCGGACGCGUGCUCCUCACGCUGCUUUGGAAAUGUUGCCAGGAUUGUUUGCAACCGCCCGUCAUCAACUCGCUCGCCGAGACGAAUUCCCUGUUUAUCAUCCUCACGUGCAUCGGCAAGGACCUGGCCACGGAGCUGCCGGCGCAGCUGCAGCAGCUGCUCGGCGGUGUUCGCGACGCCUUCCUAGCGGAAGAGACGAUUCUGCCACCGGUCAAGCGGACGCUCCUGCAGCUGAUCGAACUCCACGCCGCGCAUUGGCAGCUACCGGCCCCGGCGGUGGUUUACUACUACCCUUCGAACUCGAACUCCAAGUGACCGCUACUCGAGUAUGCUCGCGGUCUCUCCGUCCGUUUACUCGGAUUAAACGCGAGUGGAUAUGCACGAAAGUACGCGGAUGUGUGGUACAUUACUUUGUUAUUUCUACACUGGAUCGAAAUGUUGUUUUUUUAACAAAAAUCGCGCCGAGCACAGGCGGAGUUUUAUUUUACUUUUCGAUACGAUAAAAAAAUGCACGAACGAAAGGACGAUGUCGAUUUACGUCAUUUUCUCUUUUUCGAAGAAUCGCGAAUAGUUUGCGAUGAUCUCCUUCUGCGAAACGAAAAUUUUUGUUCGAUGAUACUGUUUGCAGACGAUGGUGCGAAUAAACAAGUUCUUUUGCAUAGAUAAAUUAAAGAAUAAAUUGUGAUAAUUAAUUUUCAAGGAUGAAUAAUGCGAUCGAGAAGGGAUUCGGCGAAAAACAUGUUAUAAUGUAUUCAACUGAUAUCCCAUAUCGUAAAUCAGCGAGGAAUCGAGCGUUUAUCGCAGGAGAGAAGGGUGAAAGACCUCGCGUCUCUGAAACGAAGAAGCGACUGCGUCAAUAAACUCGUUUGAUUUUUUUUUAUUGCGAUUCUUUCUGCCGAUUAGUGCCAAGGGCAAUAAAAGAGAUCGACCAGUAGACGCGAUUUCUCUGCGGAUUGUGUCAUAAUGCUUCUAUCGGGCCGCACUUUUUGUCUCUCUGGCAACACCAUCGCUGCGAAUCUUUCCAAAUCCGGAUAAGUAGAUUCAUGUCUAAUUAAGACACGUAUAAACCAUUACAAAGAUCAGGGAACCGAAAUACAAGUCUACAAUUUCGAUAUAAGAAAGAACGAGAGCUCGCUUGCGCGUGCAAUAGCUUAAUUACGGUACUUAAUUACGGAUAGUAAUUAUUCGAGAUGAUGCAAUCGUCUAGAAAUCAUAAAUACAUUCUAAUCAUUUCAAGCGCGUUUGAGAUGGUAGAUUUUUUAAAAAUUUCUGUAUAGUUUGGAUAUGAUAUUCAAUGAAAUCAGAUAAAUCAAUGUUCAUUUUGUAUCAAUAUAUUGAUGCAAAUUAUACAACAAACUACCUUGCAA